Molecule: messenger RNA, 3390 nt
Organism: Didymella exigua CBS 183.55
Lineage: Eukaryota; Fungi; Ascomycota; Dothideomycetes; Pleosporales; Didymellaceae
Product: tyrosine-protein phosphatase non-receptor type 6
Exons: 2
Coding region: 493-3111 (872 amino acids)
Biological process (GO): protein dephosphorylation
Molecular function (GO): protein tyrosine phosphatase activity
Source: RefSeq, a predicted model, not a curated record
CGCUGGCAUCUGUUUCCGCCGUCCCCUCCCCCUCUCCGCUCAGUCUCCGCCGUUGGCACCUCAGCCCUACCGUUGCAGUCACGAGUGCUGGUUUCAGGAGAGUAGACCCUGCGUGCCCUUAGCGAGCGAGGCCGCCCACCCUUACAUCAUCACGCAACUGGCCGCGGCACCAAGUUUAGAAACAAGCACCUGCCCGUUGCUACAGUCACGCACCGCACGUCUCCGUCCGGCGUCAGACAGGCGUUGCAUUUUUCGGGAACUCGGCGGACACUGUUUUGAGCGUUGCGGCUGCGCCGUCCAGUUCGCGUUUGUCAUCGGCGCGGUGACAUCAUACGUGCGCUUUUGCAGACCCCUGGUCCUUACACCCGCACCUGACGCCAACCAUAGCAACGCCACGGGGGAUCCAUAUUUCAUGUACCUAUUCCCUACUGCGACCCUGCACCGCCGCUAGAGUCUUGCUGCUACCUCGACACACCUCCCGGCGCUCUCACCAUGUCUACACCUGUGGUUUCCCCUCGACCACGAGGCACCUCCCACUGCGCCCAGCGCCCCGUCCGAUCGACGCCCAUGACGAAGCCAAGCACCACCCUUCCCAGGACCAACCCAGCACCCCUCGCGCCCCGCAUGAACGGCGUCGCCAAAACCCCGAGCCAUGUCGUGCAGAGCAGCAAGGCACCCGGCACGCCGAGCCCUAAUUACUUUGGCCUGACCGUCAAUGGCGACCACUUCUCGUCGAGCGCUGCACAGCACAUCCGUGGCAACUGGAGCCCGCCCACCUCCAACGUGCGCUCGACUGCCGCCGCCUCGCCGCAGAUGAUCCCCGUCGAGCAGAACCCCGAUUUCGAGCAGUUCAGGAAAGCCUCCGAGAACGCCAAAGGCUUCGCACUGGGCAACUUCGACUUCGGCUCCUUCUCAGCGGCGGUGCCCACCAAGGGUCCACUAGCUGGGUCCUACAAGCCGCCCAUGUCUCCGCAGUCGAUAAGGGAGACGGCACAGCCCACCAUCGAAAAGUACGAUGGCAGCAGCGACUCGUCGCCGAAAUCGCCCAAGCCACGCUCACCCAAACGCAUGCUCUCUACAGAAUCAGAAAUGUUCCCCGACCGACCUCGGAGAAAUUCGCCGGCUUCGUUUGAGGGUUUUGCACGAACAGACGCCAUUGCUGAAUUUGACGAGAUCCGCCCUCCUCGACCCUCACUACCGCCCACAAAGGCAUCACACCACCAAGCGAUGCGUGCAGAGACAUUGCCGGCUAACAUUUCCAACGAGGGCAACACCGACGGACCGACCAUGGCAACUCCUCAGCACAUCCUCAACAUCCUCGAGUCAGCUGUCGAAGAGGUACUGCUGCUGGACCUCCGUGUAUCUACACAAUAUGCCAAGUCUCGCAUAGCAGGCGCAUUGAGCCUUUGCAUACCUACAACUCUACUGAAAAGGGCGUCAUUCAAUGUCCAGAAAUUGGCAGAGACCUUCAAAGACGACGAGCAGCGACAACGGUUCGAAAAGUGGAGGAAUAGCAAGCACAUCAUAGUAUACGACUCCAACUCUGCUCAGCUCAAGGACGCAGCAAUCUGCAUCAACACACUUAAGAAGUUCACGAGCGAGGGGUGGAACGGUGGUACCUUCAUCAUCCGUGGCGGAUUCCAAGAAUUUGCACAGAAGUUCCCCAAAUGGGUAACACAGUCAAGUUCCCAAAGCCCAACCUCGUCUGCAGGGUUCAAGGGUGCCAUGAAGCUGGACCUUGGUGGUUCAGCAGUCGCCCCUGUCAUUGGCGGGUGUCCAAUGCCCGCUACACAGAACGCUGCAAAUCCUUUCUUCGGCAACAUCCGUCAGAACAUGGACCUCAUUGGUGGUGUUGGCCAGAUGCCUGUGAAGAAGCCUGCGUCCAUGCCCGAGUCUGCCAAGGAAGACGUCCCCCAAUGGCUACACAAGGCAGCAGAGGACAAGGAUGCAGGCAAGCGUGUCUCUGACAAGUUCCUCCACAUCGAAAAGAAGGAGCAGAAGCGCAUGCAAGAGGCGCUCUCCGGUCAGGUCGUCUACGGCACCCCGGGAGGCCAAAAAGACGUUUCAAAGAAUAUUACGAUUGCCGGUAUCGAGAAAGGCUCAAAGAACCGAUACAACAACAUCUGGCCGUACGAGCAUUCUCGAGUCAAGCUCGAGGGUUGCGAGGACGGGUCCUGUGAUUACAUCAACGCCAAUCACGUCCAAGCCGCCUACUCGAACAAGCGCUACAUCGCGACGCAGGGUCCAAUCCCCGCUACUUUCAAGGACUUCUGGAAUGUUGUCUGGCAGCAGGAUGUUCGCGUCAUUGUGAUGCUUACCGCUGAGCAGGAGGGCGGGCAAGUCAAGGCACACAACUACUGGUCUGACAAGCACUUCGGCAACUUGCACCUGAAGCAGCUCGGAGAGCAUCGUGCUUCCCUCGAGCCCUCGAAGAUUCAAAGCCAUAAGGAUCGUUCGCAAUCACAUAGACCUUCCCUUGGCCAAAGGAAAUCGACGUCUUCGCAGCCAAAGACCUCUUUCUUCCCUGACCCCAACGAAGAUGUCACCAAAGCAGCCCCGGCAUCCGAGAAGCCUUACGUCACCGUACGCAAGUUCACCCUAUCCAAUGACGACGAGCCUUUCGAGCGGAUGCGCGAGAUUACACAGCUGCAGUACUCCAACUGGCCUGACUUCGGUGCCCCAGCCCAUCCACAACACUUGCUCGGUCUCAUCGAGCAGACCGAUGCAGUGGUGCGAUCUGUCAAUGGCGUUAACUCCCCCGACAAGCCCGAGCCAGCAAACAGCCGUCCAGUCAUCGUCCACUGCUCCGCCGGCUGUGGUCGUACCGGUACCUUCUGCACUGUAGACUCCGUCCUCGACAUGCUCAAGCGCCAGAAGCAGGCCCGCCAGGGCAGGCAAAGUACGCCUAUGGACGUCGACGCCGGGUCUCCCAAUCAGCGCGAGAACGGCGCAUGGAUCCGCAAGGAAGAUGUGGAUCUCAUCGAGAAGACGGUCGAGGACUUCCGUCUCCAGCGUUUGAGCAUGGUGCAGUCUCUGCGCCAGUUUGUGCUUUGCUACGAGAGUGUUUUAGAGUGGGUCAGUGAGCAGCAUCAGCAGUCCAAGACUGCCUAGGUCUCAUGUUCGAGUCUGUUUGAAUAGCACGAGCGCAGCAUGAGUUGUGUUCUUUAUGGAGUCCAACUGGAACGGCUUUACGAAUGAUGAUUGCACGGGGGAGUGGAGGCGCAAAGUCAAGUUCAGCAUUGUUGUUUUCAGAUUGUAGCGUCGGCAGAAUGUAUAGUCCAUCGGAUGGCGUUGCAUUGCUUGGGUUUGGGUUCGGUAUACAUUGCAUAGGGUAUGGCGUGGGAUAACGUGCGAGUUGAGUUGCUAGACCAAUCAAGACGUAUCUUCAAA